UUCUCGUACUGCUAUCCAUGAGUUAAUGCACAGUCUCGGGGUAUUUCAUGAACAAAAUCGGAUUGCUUCCUAACGAUUUAAUGCGUAAAUUUAUUUUUUCAUGUAUGAUCGCGAUGAAUACAUCGAAGUACUCUUUGACAAUCUUGAUCCUGACACUGUUUUACAAUAUGCAAAACAAAGUAGAGCAACUUUGGAGACUUAUGGAGAACCCUAUGAUUAUGGCUCAAUUAUGCAUUAUUCACUACGUGCAGGAACGAAGUAUGGCUUACGUGCUUUUCGAGUACUUGGAUCAUACGAUGAGAACGCUAUUGGUAAAUACAAAACUCCAAGCCGUAUAGACAUACGUAAGCUCAACAAGUUAUACGGAUGCUCUCAAACCGACACGGCCGAUUCGAGGUAG
Molecule: messenger RNA, 400 nt
Organism: Meloidogyne enterolobii
Lineage: Eukaryota; Metazoa; Nematoda; Chromadorea; Rhabditida; Meloidogynidae
Source: the annotation of a GenBank genome assembly